This is a messenger RNA of Paramuricea clavata, 315 nucleotides long. Lineage: Eukaryota; Metazoa; Cnidaria; Anthozoa; Malacalcyonacea; Plexauridae. The record is from the annotation of a GenBank genome assembly.
AUGGGCAAACGAUCAAAGAAUGCAUCAAAGCAAAAGGCAGAUGAAGUAGAGGUUGAAGAAGAAGAUUAUAUCGUCGAAAAAAUAGUUGACGAGCGAUAUGUGGAUGGUACACUAGAAUAUUUUUUAAAAUGGAAGGGCUAUUCGUCACUUGAUAACACAUGGGAACCAGCCGAAAAUCUAGAUUGUCCUGAGCUUCUUGAAGAGUUUAAGAAGACCCGAGUAGCACCCCCCAGAGAUUCCUCUUCAGAAUCAGACUCAAGGAAACGAAAAGCAGAUGAAAACUCAAACGCAGAACUCAAGAUCGCUAAAACGUAA